CUCUUUUGUAUGGGAUGGUGGUUGUCUUGUAAUUCCACAGUUCUUGUUCUGUAAAAGGGUCGCCUCGAUAGUUUGUAAAUUGGUUUAUUGUGCUUGAGAAGAUUGGAGGUCGUGGAAUUGGAAACCGAGUAGGGAGAAUUUCUCUUCGUUGUAGCGAAGCAUGUCUGCCGUUGUGUGCGGAAAGAGGUCGAACAUCUUUGAGGAUUCACCUUCGUCGCCUCCAAUCUCCAAAAGGAUCCGUUGUUCAUCUUCAUCCUCGUCCUCGAGCCAAACCUUUUCGCCGCCAACGGCUAACUCCUUCAGUCCAGUGCUCGAUCAUCUCGCCGCACUCUUUCCCGAUACGGAUAGUGAGUUUCUGGAGAAAGCCCUUGAGGAAGCUGGUGAUGAUUUGGAUUCUGCAAUAAAAAGGCUUAACGAACUUCGGCUUAGUGCUGCAGCAAGUGUCUCUGAUAUUUCUCAGGAAAUUGGCAACCAAUUUUGUUCUGAAGUGGUGAACAGUGGGGAAGUUCCUCAUAGAGAGGAAAAACCUGCAGAAAGCAUUCUUCCUGUUGAUGGAGCAGAGUGGGUGGAACUUUUGGUUAGAGAAGUUUUAAGUGCUCCAAAUUUGGAUGAUGCUAAGGCCCGCUUAUCACGAGCACUUGAGGCAUUGGAGAAGUCCAUUUGUGUGAAUGCUACAUCAGAGGCUGCAAAAAGUUUUCAGGAGGGAAACAUAAUGGUAAAACAGCAACUGGAAGCACUGUUGCAGGAAAAUGUUAUUUUGAAGCGAGCAGUUUCCAUACAACAUGAGAGACAUAAGGCAUUUGAAAAAAUGAGCCAGGAAUUGCAUCAGCUGAAACAGCUGGUAUCUCAAUACCAAGAGCGGAUCCGAAGUCUUGAGGUUAACAACUAUGCCCUCGCAAUGCACCUUAAGCAGGCCCAACAGAGCAGCCCAUUCCCUGGACGUUUCCCUGAUGUGUUUUAAUUAAUACUUUCUGUUGCAUGUUACUUUUUCAUGUGAAGCACACUAAAGGCUUGUGGAUAAUGCAGGGUUGUGGCAUUUCUGCUGGGUGUGAGCGAAUGUUAUGUUUCUUGCUAGUUUGUCAUGCUUUGCGGUGGCUCUCUUAUUUUGUGUGAUAUUUAUGCAACUGGAUUUGUUGCUUAAUUGAGGUGGAUAUACUUACUCCUAACAAGCUAUGCAGUAUGCACCUUUUCACUACCUUUGUUGUGCAAAUGGCUGGGCCAACAGUGAUAUAGGCAUAUUGGAGAAUCAAAUAUCAGAAGAAUAACUGUCGAGAAAAAAAUGGAGAUGUAUUAUUUCGGGAGAGAGAAUGAAAAGCUAAAAAAUGAAUUAAUGUACACUAAACUCUAAUUGUACAAUAUUUAUGCUAGUGUGACUUGAACUAAAAGUGCAUUUGUAUAAGCACAUGUUCG
Striga asiatica is the source of this 1410-nucleotide messenger RNA. NCBI's taxonomy places the organism in Eukaryota, Viridiplantae, Streptophyta, Magnoliopsida, Lamiales, Orobanchaceae. The record is from the annotation of a GenBank genome assembly.